Neohortaea acidophila is the source of this 918-nucleotide messenger RNA. RefSeq names its product ribosomal protein L18e/L15P. The record is from RefSeq and is a predicted model, not a curated record. Lineage: Eukaryota; Fungi; Ascomycota; Dothideomycetes; Mycosphaerellales; Teratosphaeriaceae. Gene Ontology annotation, molecular function: structural constituent of ribosome. The transcript is spliced from 2 exons. Gene Ontology annotation, cellular component: mitochondrial large ribosomal subunit. Gene Ontology annotation, biological process: translation. Bases 1 to 918 code for a protein of 305 amino acids.
AUGCCGCCGCGACUGCAGAUCCUACGGUCAGCCCUCGAAAGGGUCUCAUUGACUGCCUAUCAGCCGCUUGCGCCCUUCCUUUACCCUGCAAUUUGCCAGCAACGCGCCGCCUCUAUCCUCUCCUCUCUGUCCGACACCAAGGGGGCAUACAAUAAGCGCAUCCGCAGAGGUCGUGGGCCGUCAAGCGGCAAGGGAAAGACCUCUGGUCGAGGGCAUAAAGGGCAGAAGCAGCAUGGCAAAGUUCCGGCAGGCUUCAAUGGCGGGCAGACGGCAGAUGAGAUUGUUGCGGGAAAGAGAGGCUUUCACAACCCGUUCUCCGUGGAAAUGGCGCCAAUCAAUCUAAACCGCAUCCAGUAUUGGAUCAAUCAAGGCCGCCUCGAUCCUACCAAGCCCAUCACCCUGAAAGAACUGAACAGCAGCCGCGCUGUUCACGGCGUCAAGGAUGGGGUGAAACUGCUUGCGCGCGGCAAGGAAGAGCUCGUCACCCCCAUCAACAUAGUGGUCUCACGGGCAAGUGCAGAAGCCAUCAAGGCAGUAGAGAUGGCUGGCGGCUCGGUGACUACUCGUUACUACACUCCAUUUGCUGUUAAGAAGAUCACUGGCGGGGAGAUGGACCCUAUCAAUAGCCUGCAAAGCCGCGUAGCCGCCGCACCUCCCACGGAAGAGGGGGCAAAGGCGGUCGCAGAUGCGGUGGCGGAGGAGAGGAGACGCUUCAAGUAUCGACUCCCGGACCCGGUCAGGCGAAAGGAUCUGGAGUAUUAUCGUGAUUCGGCGCACAGAGGCUAUCUCAGCCAUCUGGUCGAGGCUGGGCAAGGGCCAAGUCUUUUCUUCAGAACGCCAGGGUCUACUGCGAGGAGCAAGAAGACUUCGGGGAGGGGGCCGAAGAGUACGAAUACCAGCGAGGGUCGGCUGUGGUAG